This is a messenger RNA of Drosophila yakuba, 1383 nucleotides long. RefSeq lists its product as uncharacterized. The record is from RefSeq and is a predicted model, not a curated record. Bases 1 to 1383 code for a protein of 460 amino acids. Lineage: Eukaryota; Metazoa; Arthropoda; Insecta; Diptera; Drosophilidae. Gene Ontology annotation, biological process: DNA integration. Gene Ontology annotation, molecular function: nucleic acid binding. The transcript is spliced from 3 exons.
AUGUUCAACUACACGGAUUCGCCGACGCAUCCUCGCACGCCUACGGUGCGCACGAGCUGCUGGACAGAUUCAGAAAUUGUGCUACACUGUCUUUCAGCUCCCCCGCGACGGUGGAACACCUACGUCUGCAACCGAUCUUCUGAGAUAUUGAGCGACUUUCCCCGUAGCUGCUGGAACCAUGUUCGCACGGAAGACAAUCCUGCUGAUUGUGCUUCCCGAGAACUUCAUCCGUCAAAGCUUCUGGAGCAUCGACUGUGGUGGAAAGGUCCGUCCUGGCUGGCCACACCCACCUCUGAGUGGCCACCUUCUACAAGCAAGUUCAGCGUAUCUUCAAGUUUCGAUGUCAACACCGAAGAACGAGCCAUAAAGCCCACGACUCAACAUAACUUUCCUGAUGAAAGUAUACACGAGUUACUCAUCCACAAAUUCUCAACCCGGACGCGUCUUAUAAGCUACUGUCAUCGCUUUAUUCACACUCUUCGAUCUCAUCAUAGGAAUUCGGCACCAUUCCUUACGUCUGAAGAGUUGCUGGACGCACAGCGCCGACUUAUUCGACAUGUGCAACAAAAAUCCUUUGCCAGAGAAUAUGCGGAGCUAGAGAAUCGACGCCAGCUUAACGCUAAAUCGCAUCUUAUCCGGUUUUCUCCGUUUCUGGAUGAUUAUGGAGUAAUGCGAGUCGGUGGAAGAAUCGAGCAAUCUAAACUCAACUACAACGCCAAGCAUCCGAUUCUGAUACCUAAAAAUACACCACUAGCUGGACUGCUGGUUCGACAUUUUCAUGUCUCCUAUCUGCACACUGGAGUUGAUGCAACGUUCACCAAUCUUCGUCAGCAGUACUGGAUUUUGGGAGCCCGCAAUCUCGUCAGAAAGGCAGUCUUCCAAUGCAAAUCCUAUUUUCUUCAACGAAAGGGCACAAGCAACCAGAUCAAGGGAGAACUACCAAUUCCUCGAGUUCAAGCUAGCCGCUGCUUUCAACACACCGGGCUGGACUACGCUGGACCGAUCGCAAUCAAGGAAUCAAAAGGAAGAACUCCACGCAUCGGAAAGGCAUGGUUUUCUAUUUUCGUGUGCCUCACUACAAAGGCACUUCACAUCGAGGUUGUUAGUGAGCUAACUACACAGGCUUUCAUCGCAGCCUUUCAACGAUUCAUUGCCCGCCGAGCGAAGCCUACUGACCUGUAUUCGGACAACGGAACUACAUUUCAUGGAGGCAAGCAAACUUUGGAUGACAUGAGACGUCUGGUCAUUCAACAAGCCAAAGAUGAGGAACUAGCAGGAUUCUUUGCCAAUGAAGGGAUUUCUUGGCACUUUAUACCCCCGUCUGCUCCCCAUUUUGGAAGGAUCUAUCCUGAAUUCACGCCCGCUGUGCCCAACUGGGGAUAA